Molecule: messenger RNA, 4776 nt
Organism: Glycine soja
Lineage: Eukaryota; Viridiplantae; Streptophyta; Magnoliopsida; Fabales; Fabaceae
Exons: 3
Coding region: 847-3531 (894 amino acids)
Biological process (GO): transcription by RNA polymerase I
Cellular component (GO): fibrillar center
Molecular function (GO): RNA polymerase I core promoter sequence-specific DNA binding
Source: RefSeq, a predicted model, not a curated record
AUCUCAUGACGCCUAAGGGUUAAUUAAAUAGUUGCUAUUAGGUCGAAUUACUUGCAAUUCAAACUUGUAUAAUGAUUCUCUAGGUUGACCUUUGUUGGCAGUCUCAUCAUGUCAUUGACAUCUUGUGUGAUUGUGUGAUAGUAUUGAGGUGUCUUUCAGUUCUAUAAGUUUUUUUUUUUAAAUAUACAUAUACUGAUUCGCAAUUUUAUAUAGCACUACGUAGGGAAAAAAAAAAUCUUUAUUUAUCACUUCAAUUUGGUGUUCCGGUGUUCCCUGUUCCGCGUCUUAUGUUGUUGGAUUGCAUGAGAUCUUUGUUUAGGUGCGGCACAGUGCACCUUCACGCAUGCACCAUCACCAUGUCCACUUCAAUCCUCGCACCUCUUCCUCUCAAUCCCAUCUCCGUCAACCCCCUCAAUCAAGGAACACUUAAACCCGCUUUUCAAUCCUCAACCCUCCUUUCCGCUCACCCACUCGCAACCCCCUCUCGUCUCGAACACGCGCAUUCUCUCCUCCUCGACCUCUGCGCCGCCGAGAAAGCCCUCCCACAAGGCCAACAGUUGCAUGCCCGUUUGCUAAAAUCUCACCUUUCGGUGUUUCUGGCCACCAAGCUCGUGCACAAGUAAGGAAAGUGUGGCUCUUUGCGCGAUGCAGUGAAGGUGUUCGGUGAAAUGACUGAAAGAACUAUUGAAUAAGUAAAGGUUACCCUAACAUUUCUCACAUAUUAAAAAAAUUCUAAAGCAGCAGUGCAGAGCGCGUGUCCUAGGUUGGCCAUGGAGUGAGCCAACUCCGCCGCAGUGAUAAAGCCGUGGUGGUGGAACAUUCGGAGGUGCCGCCUCAGCGAUUGCAAUGGAACUCUCAGAAGAAUGGAAGUCAUUCUUCCCAACAGGAGCAUCCACAGUAUCCCCACUUCUUCUGUCCCGUUCCCAUUCUCUCCCUCUCGGCCCCCUCCUCUUCAACCCUAACCCUAAUUCCCUCUCCGUUCUCUUCUCUUCCCCCUCUCUCGUACCCUGUCUCCAUCUCCCUCCCCAUCUCUUUCCCUCCCGCUUCCUCCUCACUUCCCACCCUCACUCCAUUCUCCCCUCCACCGCUUCCUCCGUCGCCUCCCUCUUCUCUUUCCCCAAUCAAAACGACGCCGCUUCCCUCUUCCUCCGCAACCGCCUCCACCUCCUCUAUUACCCUAACCGUCCAAACGCCGUCGUUUUCUUCCCCACUGGCGCCAACGACGACAAACUCGGCUUCUUCAUUCUCGCCGUCAAGGAUUCGCGCUUGGACAUUCUGCUUGACUCCAACGGCGAUGUUUUUCGUGCUUCCACCGGCUCCGCGCACCGCAUCUUGAACAUUUCGGUGAACCCCGUUGCUGAUUCUGGUCUCUUCAAUGAAUCUCAUGUUAUCGGGUAUCUGUUGGCUUCCGCUCUCUAUUCCGUUCACUGGUUCGCUGUGAAGCACAAUUCCGUUUUGGAUAGACCUAGUGUGUUUUAUUUGGGUGGUAAAACGUUUAAGACUUGCCCUGUGGUUCAUGCUUGUUGGAGUCCUCAUAUAUUGGAAGAGAGUCUAGUUUUGUUGGAAAAUGGACAGUUGUUCUUGUUUGAUUUGGAAUCUCAUGACACUACGGGUGCUGCAUUCAAGGGGACUAGGUUGAAAGUACCAUGGAAUGACUUGGGUUUUUCGGUAAACAACACGGUGUGGUUGAGUUGUGAGUUUAGUUGGCACCCCAGGGUUUUUGUUGUUGCGCGUUCUGACGCUGUUUUCUUAGUUGAUUUCAGGCUGAAGGAGUGUAGUGUGAGUUGCUUGAUGAAGAUUGAGACGCUGCGAAUGUAUGCUCCGGGUGGAAAUGAGCGGUUUCUUGCAUUAUCAAGGGUUGGUCCUGACGAUUUUUACUUUGCUGUGGCUUCUACCAGUCUGUUGCUUCUCUGUGACAUGAGGAAGCCUUUGGUGCCAGUGUUGCAGUGGAUGCAUGGGAUUGAAGGACCUUGCUUCAUGUCUGUAUUGAGCUUGUCUAAUUUGAGGUCCCACUCGAGGGAUGAUGCUUUUAAGUUGGCUUCUGAAUCUGGGUUCUGUAUUGUGUUGGGAUCAUUUUGGAAUUGUGAGUUCAAUAUCUUCUGCUAUGGCUCUAUAUUGCCGUUUCGUAAAGGAUCUGUUACUUCGAAGAUUAAUCCAAACAUCUGUGCUUGGGAGCUUCCAUUUGAAAUCAAAUUAUCUGGUCAUGAGUGUCAUUGUGGGAGUUGUCUCUUAAGGAAAGAGUUCUCAAAAGAUGCUCUUCCUGAGUGGGUUGAUUGGCAGCUAAAGAAAGAGAUAGUUUUGGGAUUUGGGGUUUUAAGCAAUGACCUUGCUGCAUUACUGUGUGAACCGGAUGAAAAUGGGGGUUUUACACUCAUAAGGCUAAUGUCAUCAGGAAGGUUUGAAUUGCAGAGAUAUCAUGCCUCUUGGACGCAGGCUAGAAACAUGAAAGAUUUCCAUGAUCAAGUGUUUUGUUUGGACAGACACUUACUGUAUCCCGAGAGUGAUGAGAAAUACAAAUUUCGGAAAUAUUUUCACUACUUAAAAUUAGAUUUCCUUUAUGAAUAUGCAGGGGGUGAUCUUUCUCGAUUUCUGGUUAAAAAACUAGAAAAGAACUGUAUGGAUGCUCAGGACGAGGAGCCCUUUUGUGAUGAAGUGCAUGAGUUAUUGUGUGAGAAAUUAAAUGCUUGUGGGUUUGGCCAAUCAAGAUCAUAUCCAGCAGUUACUUCUGUUUUUAAUGAUGUCAAGCUACCAGCAAGCUUACAUGAGGUUGCUUUGAGAAGAUUGUGGGUUGACUUACCUAUGGAACUAUUACAGUUGGCGUUUUUGAGUUAUGCUGAAUGUCAUAAAGUAGUUGGAGACCUGGACCAAAAUAAGAUAGCUUUGGAAUUUUUAGCUGUUCCUGACCUUCCUCAAUUGCCUCCAUUCUUUUUAAGGAAAUCAUCACCCCACGGCAAUGAAGACAUUGUGGGCCCAGUUAUUCCUUUUCCUGUUCUACUUGUGCUUAAUGAAUUUCGCAAUGGGUACUCAAAUUUGGAAGGAGACGCAUUUUCAGUAGAAGCAGAGCUUGGCCUCAAAUACAAAGAAGUUAUGCAGGUGGCUGGUGAGAUCGCUGUUUCAGCUUAUGGCCCUGCACACCUUGAUGAUCAUGCAGUCUCCCUUGCUGAAGAUGGAGAGGAAACCUGGGUUGGUUCUUCAAAACCAAAAUCUUUUUUGUUAUACCAUCCAAUUGCAUUCAACUCAUCUGCCACAGACCUUGUACGGGAAAAGUCUGUUUAUAGCAAUACAAUUUAUGAUACAUUCAUUUCUCAUGUUCCAGAGAAGAAGUCCAAUGAGAAGACUGAGUCUGUUGGACAAGAGAUAUUUGAUGAUCUUUGCCCUGUUGAGUUGAGGUUUGCUGCUCCUGUGAAUAAGCUUGAACCUCAAGGUUUAAAGGCAUGCAAUCUAUUGAAGAGACAGAUGUUGAAAUGGCAAAACAAUUUUGAUUCAUAUAAGGAAUUCUGUAUUCAAUCUAGAUUUGAAAAAAGUACUUAACCGUUGAUCUCUCCUUUAUUGAAAAAAGUAGUUAUGGGUUUUGGUUCUGGGAAGCUCCCUAUUUAUGAAGUUGGAGCUACAAUUGAUAUUGCCUUGGACUCCUGCAUGGUAUCUUUGAAAAAAGUUGAGGCUAAUCAAGCUUCAAUUUGCUCAGCUAGUGGUGUGACUAUGAUAUUCCCUUUUCUGGUGUCUGAUGUAAAUCGUUCAGGGUUCCUCAGGAUCUUGUCAUGUCCUAUAACUGAAGAUACCUCAGGCUCAUCCUGAAGAAUUAGGUGUGUUGGUUGAAAUUUUGUAAAGUGGAAUGGUUACCAGUGCCUCAGGAUCCCAAUAUUGACUUUCUUUGAUACAAAAUGUGACAUUAUGGAAAUAUUGGCAGAUCCUGGGAGUUAAUAAUUCUGCCCAGAAGGUUUUUGGUGAAGUCACCAGUUUUUCUCUUUUGCUUACAACACUUCACGGACUCCAAAGUGAUAGUGGGGACUUGGACCAAUCUUCAUUGAAUGUUUGCAUUAAGGUGUUUACGUGCCUGAUGCAUGUUGUAACUGCUGGAGUAUCUGACAAUGCUAUUAAUACAAUGAAGUUGCAUGCAAUUAUAUCAUCACAGACUUUGAUCUUCUUUUUGAGUCUGGCUUUUUGUGUGUGGAGAAUGAAAAACAAGCCGUGCAGUUGAUGUUGGAAGUUGGAACUUGCCCUUGAAGUAGUGGUUCCGCCUUAGCAUCAGACAAUUGAGAAUGAGUCAUCUCAAUCUUUUAUUGACUAAAUCAAGUCCAAUUAAUCCUGAUAAAGAGCGUGUUUACAAUGCUGGUGCUGUUAAGAGUUCUGAUUCGUUCAUUAUUGCUUUUUGCUUGUAUGGUGCAGUUAAAACUUUUAGACUUGAUUGAAAAGUUUGCUAUGCUGGUCCGUUCAAUCAGGAAAGCCUCAUGUCAGUAGAGGCUGCUAAUGUCCAUGAAUAUCGAUUCAUAGUUCAAUAUCACAAAAAUGUCAGGGCUUUCAAUCUACUCAUUCUGAUACGUUGGAUGUCCAAGACCUAGAAGCAAUUUUGGAAAGUGUUUGAAGAAUAUCCAUUUUUUUAAUUAAAUUUGACUAAAUGUAAUUAGAAUUCAGUAUUGAGAUGAAAAUUUAACUCUAAUUAAAUGGAAUUAAUUAGAUUACUGGAUUCAUUCCGUAUAAUGAAACACGGUGUAACUUGUUUAAAAAGAAAGUGCCAAUUUAUUUGUAUAUUUGAAUUAAACAUAAGAGUUUAAUGGU